Messenger RNA from Trypanosoma grayi, 726 nucleotides. RefSeq names its product putative dephospho-CoA kinase. The transcript has a single exon. Gene Ontology annotation, molecular function: dephospho-CoA kinase activity; ATP binding. Lineage: Eukaryota; Euglenozoa; Kinetoplastea; Trypanosomatida; Trypanosomatidae. The record is from RefSeq and is a predicted model, not a curated record. The coding region runs from base 1 to 726 and encodes 241 amino acids. Gene Ontology annotation, biological process: coenzyme A biosynthetic process.
AUGAUACUAAUCGGCCUCACUGGAGGCAUCGCGUGUGGGAAAUCCACCGUGUCGGCGCUUCUGGUGGACCGGUACCAACUCACCGUCAUCGAUGCGGACCAGGUGGUGCGGGAACUGCAGUGCCCAGGGAAACCGUGCACGCGCAAGAUUGCGAAGCGGUGGCCCGAGUGCGUGGACACCGAAACAGGCGAGAUUAACCGUACUGCCCUGGGUAAAAUUAUAUUCUGCGAUGCACAGGCACGCCGCGAGUUGACAAACAUUAUGAAUCUCCCCAUUUUUGUCGCCAUCACGACGAAGUUGUUGCGGCUGUGGUGGCGAAGUAUGUGGCGGCGAACACUAGAGGGCGAAGCACCGCCGCUUGUGGUGCUUGAUGUGCCACUUCUGUACGAGUCGAAUAUAUACACAUGGUUUAUUGACGCCGCAGUUGUAGUGGCGUGCGAUGAGGCCCAGCAGAUUGCUCGCCUUGAGAAGCGCAACGGCUUCACCCGGGAGCAGGCGGUGCAGCGGAUACGCGCACAGAUGCCGAUUGCGGAAAAGUGCCGACGCGCUGAUCGCGUUAUCCGCAACAACGGCACCCUCGCCGAGUUGGAGUCGUCGGUGGACACCACGGUGAUGUGGAUGCGGCGGCAGCCGGGCUCCAGGCUUACCCGUCUUGUAGUUGCUACCGUGGUGGGUGGCGUGGGCUGUGCUGCAGGUGCCGUGUAUCUGUUCCGUCUGUUGCUGUGA